Molecule: messenger RNA, 2445 nt
Organism: Etheostoma spectabile (orangethroat darter)
Lineage: Eukaryota; Metazoa; Chordata; Actinopteri; Perciformes; Percidae
Gene: c1galt1la
Product: core 1 synthase, glycoprotein-N-acetylgalactosamine 3-beta-galactosyltransferase 1, like a
Exons: 4
Coding region: 254-1513 (419 amino acids)
Cellular component (GO): membrane
Molecular function (GO): N-acetylgalactosaminide beta-1,3-galactosyltransferase activity
Source: RefSeq, a predicted model, not a curated record
UUUAGCCCGUGAUGCUUAAGAAUGUAAAUCUGCACAGUGGUUUUCCUCUCUAAUCUCAUUUGGCGAUGCAAAACAGGGACGACUUGAAUUAAAAACAGUACAUCGGAUGUUAAUGACCAGCAUGUGACUAUGUGACUGACAGGUGUAGCAGGCUUGUGCCUUUUUUCAGAAACAGGAAACAUUUCGCUGCUUUUGGGGUUGCAAGCAGAUCGUGCUCAGAAAUGGCUGAUGUUCCAGCAAAGACAUGCUGUAAAUGGGACAUUACGGUGCUGGAGACGGUGUCACCAUGAAGGGUUCCAGCUCCAGAUGGGCCUUCUCCCUGGGCUUCUUGGUGGGGGCCUGCAGCAUCUACUUCUUCCUGCGUCAGGUGUGGUUUGAGAGGAGCUACCCCGUGCUGUCAGAGGCUCAGGAAAGAACCACAGCGGUGUCGGAGAGACCAACCAGCUGGAGGAAGGAGGGAGCUGCUCUCGUCAAUCGGCUCCAUCCUCACCAUGCAGAUGAAGACAGCCGGGUGGCAGAUGUGUUGUACCAGAAGGUACGUAUUCUCUGUUGGGUGAUGACAGGGCCGUAUAACCUGAAGAGCAGGGCCCGCCAUGUCAGGGCCACCUGGAGUCGCCACUGCAAUGUUGUGGUGUUCAUGAGCUCUGAAGAGGACCCAGACUUCCCCACUGUGGGUCUUGGCACCAAGGAGGGUCGUGACCAGCUCUACUGGAAGACCAUUCGAGCCUUCCAUUACGUCUACGAGCACCAUGCAAGUGAAGCCGAUUGGUUCUUAAAAGCAGAUGAUGACACCUAUGUGGUGGUGGACAACUUGCGCUGGAUUCUGUCCAACCACACCCCUGAAGAGCCCAUCUACUUCGGCAAACGCUUCAAGCCUUACACCAAGCAAGGCUACAUGAGCGGAGGGGCAGGCUAUGUUCUAAGCAAAGAGGCCCUCAAGAGAUUUGUGGAAGGUUUUCGGACCAAAGUUUGCUCACACACAACACAUGUAGAGGACUUGGCACUAGGGCAGUGUUUGGAGAAGAUGGGUGUUCUGGCGGGGGACUCCAGAGAUACUUUGCUUCGAGAAACUUUCCACCCAUUUGUGCCAGAACACCAUCUAACUGGCAAGUUCUCCAAGAGCUUCUGGUACUGGAGCUAUUGCUACUACCCAAUUGUUGAGGGUCCGCAGUGCUGCUCUGACCUGGCAGUAUCUUUCCAUUAUGUAGAAGCAGAGCUGAUGUACACACUGGAGUACUACACCUAUCACCUGAGAGCGUAUGGCUACAGGCCACGCUACCGACCCUCUGUACGCCUGGGUCUGAGUCAUGGCCCACUCUCGCAGACAGCCGGGAGGGCGGGACCUAAAGGGGUGCAGGAGGUGACAGAUGGAAGGAGUCGCACAACUUCAGCUUUCCUUGUUAGUGUAAACCAAACUAAAGCAGAGACAGAGCCAGAGAAAAGGGAGAAAGACAAUCUAAUUUCUCGCGCUACUGAGAACAAGACUGCAGUCACUCUGGGCAGGCACCUCUGAUUCUGUGGUUGAUUUCCCUGCGCCGUAUGUUGACUAAUAUUUUCUUCUGAGAGGUCUUCCUUGAUCCAAUCGCAGUAUAAUUCCAGCCCGUAUGUCACUACAAACACCCACGGUGAGAGUGAUUUAAAAUUUGAAUAUGAUUUUUUUUUUUAGCUGCAGCUCCGUAUGGCUGGGCUAUGUUUAACCAAGAUAAACCUUUGGUUUAAUUAUGUUCAACAUGAUCAGCAUUUAAAUUUAUAUAUUUAUGACACUACACAAUUACAGUUAUGUGCUUGGGUAGAUGCAAGAAGAGGUGCAUAGAAUAUUAUUUUGGUGUUUUUUACAACCUGAUCUGAGCCAGUAUUACAGCUGUGUGCGUGCGUGUCAUUGAUGAGUUACAAUUUCAAAAUAUUUAGCCUCUUUUCUGGUAUUAAAUCUGAUGUUCUGGCUGUACUUUUCUGCAAUUAAAUUUAAAUAAUUCAAAAUAUGUUUGUUUUUUGGCUUUCUGAAACAACAUGCAACAUUUAAAAUUACAAAAAUCAAGUUACCAUAUUUCUUUAUUUUUUAAAAUCUCUUAGAUAAGUUAGCAAACUCCUAAUUUACAACCACUGUAUUUCAGUAAGAAAAGCAAGAACUUUGCUGUUAAAAAUCUAUUUUUUAUUUAUCUACAGUAUGUGAUAUAAGAUGCUCUGAAGAAUGUGUGCUUGAAACCAGCUGUACUUUUUUCUGAGAACACUAACUUCUGAUGAACACAGUGUUAUAAAAACAAAUCCGAUAAAUCCCUCUUGUCAAGUCAUUUUAUAUAACCCAACCAUAAACAUUGUUGCAGGUGUGAUUGAACAUUACUGCCUGCCCUGGAGACAAACUUGAAGAAUCACUUGUACACAGCUGCAGGAAACUGCACCGACGUUUUGAAUUAAUAAAUGAUGUAUACAAAACGAUUUUUAUUUUGA